GGUUUUGGCCUGGUUCCGGUCACCCCCCCGCACCUUAGCCCGAAUUCCGUCCUGCCCCGCCAUCACCCUAAAAGCCAAAAUUAAUCCGCUGAACUUGCCCUUUCUUCCCUUUUUUCUUACUCUCGUUCUUCGAGAGGCGGCGAUCACGAGUUUUUCUUACCCUGCGAGUACUUUUGCAAAUACCGGAACGACAAGUCUUUACAACAGAAGAGAGAGAGAGAGACGGAAGCGCGGACAUGGCUACCGUCGUGCUUGGAAGUCAAUGGGGUGACGAGGGCAAGGGAAAACUCGUCGAUAUCCUUUGUGAGGAUGUCGAGGUUUGCGCUCGCUGCGCUGGAGGAAACAAUGCUGGGCACACUAUCGUCGUCAACGGUGUCAGUUACGACUUCCAUAUGCUGCCGUCAGGUCUGGUGAACCCCAAAUGCCUGAACCUGAUCGGUACCGGCACCGUCGUCCACAUCCCGUCGUUCUUCGCCGAGCUGGAGGCAAUCCAGAAGAAGGGCAUCGAUUCGACUGACCGCAUCUUCAUUUCCGACCGCGCCCACCUCGUCUUCGAUCUGCACCAGCUCGUUGACGGUCUCGAGGAGAUCGAGCUGGGGGCACAGAACAUCGGCACCACCCGGAAGGGAAUCGGCCCAACUUACUCCACCAAGGCUGCUCGCAGCGGUGUUCGUGUCUACGAGAUUUUCAACUGGUCUGAGUUUGAGAAGAAGUUGAGGGCGCUUGAGCACGGAUACAAGAAAAGGUUCGGAGACUUGUUGCAGUACGACGUCGAGAAGGAGUUGGCGCAGUUCAAGGUCUACUACGAGACUCUGCGUCCAUACGUUAUCGACGCUGUCCCCUUCAUUGCGGCUGCCUUCAAGGCCAACAAGAAGGUUCUCGUCGAGGGCGCCAACGCUCUGAUGCUUGACAUCGACUACGGCACGUACCCUUAUGUCACCAGCUCCAACACUGGAGUUGGAGGCGUGAUCACUGGACUUGCCAUCUCUCCCUUCAACAUUAAGAACAUCAUUGGUGUCGUCAAGGCAUACACCACCCGUGUCGGCUCUGGACCGUUCCCCACUGAGCAAUUGAACGAAGCUGGCGAACACCUUCAAGUUGUUGGCCGUGAGUGGGGUGUGACCACUGGCCGCAAGCGCAGAUGUGGAUGGCUCGACCUUGUCAUCGUCAAAUACUCGACUGCCGUGAACCACUACACCAGCCUGAACCUGACGAAACUCGACAUCCUUGACGGCCUCAAGGAGCUCCAGAUCGCAGUUGCUUACAAGGUUGACGGUGUGGAGCUCGAGUCGUUCCCUGCUGAUCUCAACACUCUGGCUAAGGUUGAGCCGGUGUACAAGACCAUGCCCGGAUGGACUGAGCCGACUACCAAGUUGACGGAGUACGACCAGCUCCCCAAGGAGGCCAAGGAGUACAUCGCUUUCAUCGAGGAGUUCAUCGGUGUCCGUGUGGACUGGGUUGGUGUUGGUCCUGGAAGGGAACACAUGCUUUACCGCCAACGGUAGAGUGGAGGGUUUAGAUGAUGUGUGCUGUGCGAUUUUAGAUCCUCGCGAGAUACCGUCUGUCUAGACAUGAGAUUCGGAAUGGUGUGAUUUCUUCUGUCUUUUUCUGUUUUCUUGCCUCAGGAUUUGGGGCUGGUCUUUGUCAUAGACGGAAGGCGGAAGAGGAGAGGGUGGUGAUACGCAUUUGUAGAACUAUCUAAACCAAAGAUUUGUCUUUUUUUUGUCUCCAGCAUUGAAUGCGUAGGCG
Messenger RNA from Tricharina praecox, 1749 nucleotides. RefSeq names its product Adenylosuccinate synthetase. The transcript is spliced from 4 exons. NCBI's taxonomy places the organism in Eukaryota, Fungi, Ascomycota, Pezizomycetes, Pezizales, Pyronemataceae. The record is from RefSeq and is a predicted model, not a curated record. Gene Ontology annotation, molecular function: GTP binding; adenylosuccinate synthase activity. Gene Ontology annotation, cellular component: cytoplasm. The coding region runs from base 237 to 1505 and encodes 422 amino acids. Gene Ontology annotation, biological process: IMP metabolic process; 'de novo' AMP biosynthetic process.